AUGCCCCACCCGAAACCGAUGCUGCUGGCGCCGCAAAAGCGCAACCACGUCCAGUACUACGUCACCCUCGCCCCCAUCAACGAUACCUUCGCCAAAAAACACUUGCCGGUGGCGAUGUUCCCCGAGACCACCAAACUCGGCCGGCCCACGGGCACUCGCCACAAGCCUGACGUCACCAACGGCUACUUUGACCUGAGGGUGCUUUCCCGCAAUCAUGCCCAGAUAUUCAUCGAUCCCCAGCUGGGGAAGCUCAUGUUGCAGGAUUUGGGCCUGUCUAACGGUACUUACUUGAACGACUUCCGUCUCGGGCUGGACCCUGUCGAGAUAAAGAUUGGCGACCAUGUGUGCCUCGGGUUUAAUGUCCAACUGGAGCUGACGCAUAAGCAGAUCGCUUUACGGGUCGAUAACAUUAAUGUGGUUCGAAACGACUAUCACCUGACGUUGUUCAACACUACUCUGAACCUUAAUCUGCCCCAGUAUAAGCAUUUGAGUUUCAUUGAAGACAUCUAUAAGAGGGUGAUGGAACACGAGCAAACACCUCAGGAUGAUACCGAUACUUCGCUCGAUAUCGGUCUUUUUGGUGAUAUUAAUCCUGCGAUCGAAGACGACCUCCUUGGUCUCUUUUCCGAGUCUAACGCCGGUAUCUACAAUAACCUGGCCAUCACCAAUCUGCUGACGUUUGAACUGAUUGUCAACACUUUAGUCGCCGAUCUCACCAGGAUCAAGCAGCAGAAUAAUACCCUCCGAAGUCUCUACGACUUCUUGGCCGAGUACCACACCAAGCUUAAUAACCUCAACACCCAGUACCUCGACCGCCAGCUACAAAAGACAAUUGAUCGCAUGGAAGCAGAGUUGGCCCGGGAAAAACUCCACGCUGACCACCUCGAACAACGGUGCCAGGCCCAGGAGGCAGAGCUGCGGCAACAGGCAGACAUGCUUGGGGGUCGCAUCAAGGAACUAGAAGCAGAAGUGCUCCGGCUAAACAUGCUUGUCCAAGCACAAAAGAUCCCCGCCCCAUCGGUGCGACUCGCUAACGACCUGGUGGACCUGCUCCUGCUGAAAGAAAUCCAGUCUAACGGCCACAGCCAGUUCGGUACCAUGGACCUGUUCCAGUUUGUUAAUGGCGACUUCAAAUCCGAUCGCGAACAGCUGCCGUCGCCUCAGGCGAAUAAUAUCCCCAUAACCCAUGACCUCACCGAGUUCUUCAACCAACCCAGCCCCUUACGUCAGCUGUUCCUGGCCAACGGAGCCAUACGACACACCUCGGGCGAGAUCUCCCCCGUGAUGAGCCGCAGUGCCCCAGAAGAGUUUCCCCUGACCACGCUGCUGCCGCCAGAAAAGACAGUUAUUGAUGGCGACGACAUCAAAGAGAUUGAAGACACAUCGUUGCCGCCUCCUCCUCCUCGCACCCUGGUGGUGCUGGAGAAGAAAACCAACGACGAGACCACCAUCAGCAUCACCGUGGUGGCGUGCAUCGCUCUUGUAUUGGGCUAUCUUAUCCAAAAGGUUACCAAUUAG
Diutina rugosa is the source of this 1518-nucleotide messenger RNA. RefSeq lists its product as uncharacterized. The record is from RefSeq and is a predicted model, not a curated record. The coding region runs from base 1 to 1518 and encodes 505 amino acids. Lineage: Eukaryota; Fungi; Ascomycota; Pichiomycetes; Serinales; Debaryomycetaceae. The transcript has a single exon. Gene Ontology annotation, molecular function: protein binding. Gene Ontology annotation, cellular component: cytoplasm.